CUGAUACUUCUGUGCAGUGGUACUUCCUUCAUUUGUACUUGGAUUCUCUUCGUUUAAAUUCCCCAGUAAGAGUCCUUUGACAGAAAGAUUCAGGCACAGGUUCCAUCAAACACAACAUCAUGCUGAUCGAAGAAUCCUACAAAGAUGUGCCGACCACGGUGGCCGGGAAGGGCACGAUGCGCAUCUUCCUCAUCCAUCCCACAAUCGCAGGAUACCCUCACGCAAAGUUCCCCGGCGUAGUGGUGUUUUCGGAAAUUUAUCAAGUCACCGGCCCCGUCACUCGGUUCGCUCGUCAGAUUGCUGGACAAGGCUACAUCGUCGCCUUGCCUUCAUUCUACCAUGAGUUCACCGGCCCCGAACCUCUCUCGUACGACGGGCCUGGCACUGACGCUGGCAACACGUGGAAAAUCACCAAGAAAGUCGCGGCCUACGACGAGGACGCACAGCUCACGGUGUCGUUCCUCUUGGGGCUGAAGACGUGCAAUGGCAGAAUCGGAGCCACGGGAAUGUGUCUCGGAGGUCAUCUUACUUACCGCUGUGCACUGGAUCCCCGAGUGACUGCGGCGCUGUGUUUCUUCGCCACGGACAUCCACAGUUCCACGUUGGGUGAAGGAAAGAAGGAUGACAGCUUGAAGAGAGCGGGUGAUAUCAAAGGAGAACUGGUCAUGGUCUUUGGCAAGAGUGACCCUCACGUUCCGGCGGAGGGUCGAGACCUGAUCCGCAAGACUCUUCACGAGGCGGGUGUCGAGUUUUCCUUCUACGAAGUCUUCGCCGCUCAACAUGCCUUUAUGUCGUGCUCGAGACUAGAGAGUACCUGUUCGGAUCGUUGUAGCACUGUGACUUUUGAUCCCAGCCGGGCAAACAUCUGCGCUGCUUCCAGCGCAAUAUAGCCACCACCAAGGACGAGGAGCGACUCUGGUCGCUUCGAUUCGAAGUAUGCGGUUUCGUUGGUCAGGUAAUCGAUCUUAGCAAGGUCGUCAACCAGUUGGCUUGGAAGACUGGUGCGGACUCCAGAGGCAAUUAUCACGCGAUCCGCGGGCAGAGUCUGAAAAGGAGCCUGAUCCUCAUGGCUAGAGCGGACUUCAACCGCUAAUUGACCCACACUCUGGACAAGUUUUCCGAGU
Molecule: messenger RNA, 1124 nt
Organism: Exophiala oligosperma
Lineage: Eukaryota; Fungi; Ascomycota; Eurotiomycetes; Chaetothyriales; Herpotrichiellaceae
Exons: 3
Coding region: 120-890 (256 amino acids)
Molecular function (GO): hydrolase activity
Source: RefSeq, a predicted model, not a curated record